Messenger RNA from Symbiodinium sp. CCMP2456, 460 nucleotides. Lineage: Eukaryota; Dinophyceae; Suessiales; Symbiodiniaceae. The record is from the annotation of a GenBank genome assembly.
UUUCAACACCACGGAUGAUGGGACGCAGACGGAGACGACAAUGUACAGCGCGACAGGAAUGAUGACCGAUGAGCCGUCCAUCUUCAAGACGAACCCUAACAUCUAUCAACAUGAAGUCCGCAACCACACCUUCAUGACGUGCACCACGCCCAUCCGGAAGUUGAACAUUGCCUGGCCUGAGCCACAGGAGGUUCAUUUGCGGCAGCUCACAGUCACGAACCUGGACACAGGGCUUUUCCAGCAGCACGAGUUCGAGAAGCUUGAGCUCUUCGGCUGGGCCUUCCCGGUGGUGGCCAACCAGCGCCUGCAGGUGAGACCCAACUUCUUGGGCAUGGACGUGACAGAAGCCGGCAUCCACUAUGGCUUCAGUGACCUCAUGGCAAUGAAGGAGAGCGAUGCUUUGAAGAACAAGCAGGUCGCUGAUCCGGAGUGGUUGCAGCUGCAGGUGGCCUUCUGGAUG